Molecule: messenger RNA, 1063 nt
Organism: Aspergillus piperis CBS 112811
Lineage: Eukaryota; Fungi; Ascomycota; Eurotiomycetes; Eurotiales; Aspergillaceae
Exons: 1
Coding region: 166-900 (244 amino acids)
Source: RefSeq, a predicted model, not a curated record
GUUUGGUUGGGCCAAAGGUACAUUGCCAGCUUCUAUUCCCCCUUUUCACAAGACCUGAUCUUUUUCCUUGACCUACAAUACAUUCAUUACCUCCCUGCUUUGUCCGCUAUUUGCUAUUACUUUGCGACAGCUGCAACCCCCAAGACCAGCAUUAGAGUAUAGAAAAUGCCCUUGAAUCCUUUCUUAACAAUUGCUCUUCAAACGGCCGUGGUGGUGACCACUCUGGGAUUCACCCCGGCCCUGUCAAGCCUGAGGCCUGGCGCAUUGGUGUUUGUCGCGCUAUGCACUGGCCAUUGCAUCUCCACCUCCUUGGGAUACUUUGUACGGACACCAUGGGCCAGCCUCGCAGGCGGUUAUUCGGUCAUGUUACUGCUUCAUUAUGUCGACAUAGGGUUGUUGACACGGUGGGAAUUUGUCGAGCCCUCCCCGAUGAAGUCGCCUAAGACGCUAAACUCGACCUGGGUGGCCCGUGUACGGUUUGGUAUCUGGGCGGCCUUCAAUGCGCGAUGCAUUGGAACGCCUGAGCAAGUGCACCACAUUCCUGAAGCGGUCACCUGUGACCGAGCCGCAUUCCUCCGUCGAUCUGCGGGAAUUAUCCUCCUCAGUUAUCUGGGCCUCGAUGUGCUAGGCUCGAUGGGCGAUCCUGAGGUGGGAUCUCGCUUCCUCAUUGCUUCUCGUGUGCCGCUGUUUCGGAGGAUUUCCCAAAUCACUACGGAAGAGAUCGUCAUCCGAGUAUUUUCGGGCAUUGCGGCUGGCAUAGGCUUAUUGGCCAGUCAGGGUGGUUUCUAUUAUCUCUUCGCAUUCACCAGCGUUCUUGCGAGAUGGAGUAAGCCGCAGGACUGGCCUCCAUUCUACGGAGCCUUGUCGGAUGCGUAUAGCCUGCGGAGACUUUGGAGGUAAACCCCUUCACCUCUGUUCUUUUCUUUUUCGGUAUUGAACUAAUGCCGGCAUAGUCGCGUGUGGCACCAAUCAAAUUCCCACAAAUUCCGUGCGAUCUCUCGAUUUUUUGCACGCGAUGUCUUUCGCUUCCAGCCAGGGACGCUCGCCGACCGAUAUGCCAAGG